This is a messenger RNA of Guillardia theta CCMP2712, 3423 nucleotides long. RefSeq lists its product as hypothetical. The record is from RefSeq and is a predicted model, not a curated record. The transcript has 12 exons. Gene Ontology annotation, cellular component: nucleus; condensed chromosome, centromeric region. Bases 1 to 3423 code for a protein of 1140 amino acids. Gene Ontology annotation, biological process: meiotic chromosome condensation; mitotic chromosome condensation; mitotic cell cycle. Gene Ontology annotation, molecular function: histone binding. Lineage: Eukaryota; Cryptophyceae; Pyrenomonadales; Geminigeraceae.
AUGGAGUUCGUAAUUCCAUCAAAACCGGAUGACCUGCUUGAUCCGAAUGCGGCAUGCCAUGUGCAAGAUUACGAUCUCUCGGAAGCCCUUCCAAGACUCGAUGGCUUGAUUGAUUUGCUGUGCGAAAACUCGACAAACAUUUGCGAAGACGAUUCGUUCGAUUUGCUGUAUUGCAUCAUCAGGUCGCAUGAGGAGCUGACAGAAAAUGUGAGGAGCAGAGUGUUCGAUGUCCUGGUUACUGGCCUCUCGUGCCUCGGCGUCUACAUCGACAGCAUCUCCUCCUCCUCCUCCUCCUCAGAGCUCGCAACGGCCAGGAGUGCCUUGCGAAUGCACGUCUUCCUCCUCAGGUGGCUCAGCUCCCUGGCCGAGAAGAGCUCUAGCGAGGCCUCGGGCAUCGAGAAGGCUGCCCGACCAGCCAAGGGGAAGGCCAAACCUCGAGGAAGAGCAGCAGAACUCUGGUCGUGGGACUCCCAGCGGCUGAAGCUGCUUCAGACCUUCCGCAACAUCCUGCAAGCAAACCUGCAACGGUUGUGGUCGCCCUCGAAGCCGGAGGAGAACUUUGUGAACCUCUUCCUCUCUGUCGCCUUCAACGCUCUCGCCAUCCCUGCCUGCGGCAAGGACAAGGACACACGAGCAUGCAUCAACAACAUCAUCCUCUCCUGCGCCGGACACCUGGGGCAGCACGUGAACGCUGCAAGCCACCUGAUGAACGCGCUGAACCAUCACGAGCACGCGACAGUUGCUGCGGCAGAGCUCCUGGUUGUGGCGUCACAGCACUCCUUCUCCUCAUUCAUCGCCGAGGUCAUGAAUGAGAUCGGUCGUAUGCCCAUGGCGGAUCUCGCUAGGGACGCGGCAGUCGCUCGCAACUUCUCCUCCUUCCUCUGCGAGCUGGCGGAGAUGGCGCCUUCGGUUGCUCUGAGCCAUAUGAGCGUGUUGAACCCGCACCUUCAGUACGGCGAGUCGUACGUCAUGAGGAACGCCGUCCUCCACGUCAUCGGCUGCACCAUCAUCGAGCUCGCGGAGAUGGUGAGGAAGGAGAGGUCGGAGACUCUCAUCAAGACGCGCGAGAGCCUCCUGCAGAUCAUGCGCGAGAGGACGCAUGACGUGAACGCCUUCACGCGCAGCAAAGUCCUGCAGGUCUGGUCCAUGCUCUGCGACAAAGACGCCAUCCCCAAGAAGACUCAGCCUGCGGUGGUUCAGCUCGCCACAGCUCGGCUAGAGGACAAGUCAGCUCAGGUGCGCAAGAGCGCGAUCCAGCUUCUGCGGGGCCUCGUGCAGAAGAAUCCGUACGCACACUCGCUUCCUCUCUCCGUGUUCCGCGGGAAGCUCGCUGAAGCUGAAGCCAACCUGACCAAGGCAGAGGAGGAGAUCGCUGUGACCUUCCCUACCAAGGAGGAGGGAGAUGGUGAGGAGGGAGAAGUGAAGAAGGAAGAGGCAGAGGAGGAAGAAAUGAAGGAGGAGGAGCCGGCUGAAGGAGUGAAGACUGAAGAGGGAAAAGAUGAAAAGCUGGAGGAGCUCAGAUCGAGGGCAGCUGUCACGUUUGUCACCACCAUCCAUCGCGCUGUCGUCAUCAUCGAGUCGCUCCUUCGCUCCUCCACCGUCAGCGACGUCACCGAGGCCAUCCACUUCCUCGUCGCCGUCUAUCCCUUCCAGAUGGAGGUGGCGCAGCAGAGUGUCCGCCGCAUGCUCCUCCUCGUCUGCAGCAAGGAGCCGUCGGUCUGCGAGAGCGUGGUGGAGGCCUACGGCAGCAUCUUCCUUUCCCCGCUCCAGGAGGACCAGAGCAGAGAUGCGCUCCUCUUCACUGCUCAGCGACUGACGGAGCUGAUCCGAGAGGCGACGGUGGGAGAGGUGGCAUCCCUGGAGCAGGUGCUGGAGAAGCUCUGCGACAGCGGGGCGAUGCCUCUUCCUCUCCUCACAGCUCUGUGGGAGAAGAUGGAGGAAGGGAACGAGGAGGCAGCGAUCUUCCUGUCUCUCUGCGCGAGCAAGGCUCCUCUCUCCCUCUCCUCCAAGUUCCUCGAGCUCGUCCGUGGCAAGAAGCUCGCGGAACUCCAGCGCUCUCCCGUCAUCAGCCGCAGCCUCUGCCUGGUAGCAGAGAGGCUGGCAGGUCGAGGCGCGAAGAUGGAGGAGCAGGAUCGCUCGCUCGUCUCGCGGUUUCUCUCCUCUGUCGUCCUCUACGAGGAUGCGGCACGUCACGACUUGUGGCUCCCUGCCGCAGAGCAGGCGAUCAACGCCCUUGUGCUCCUGCACCCCCGCCCUCACGACGCCUUCGCUGCUCUGCUCCGGGAGGCAGCCGGUCAGGUGCUGGCUAGGAGGAUGGAGGGCGUGGAGGGGUCCAAGACAUGCGAGGCCUGGCGACUCGCUCGCUUCCUGCACGUGCUGGGACACGUGGCGAUCAAGCAGCUCGCGCUCGCCGAGUCAGUUGGAGCAGCUCAGCAGAGGCAGAAGCAGAAGGAGGAGGAGAACAAGCAGAAGAAAAAGUCCAAGGACGAGGAGGAAGGCAUCGAGGCCACCGUAGGAGGUGAAGACGCAGCCAUCCAGGACACCCGGGCGGAGAGGGCGAGGGAAGUGGGAGAGCGGGACCUGCUGCAGGAGCAGCACCUGGUGGGGAUGUACGGGAGGCUGGUGAGGGUCGUGUGCCUGGAUGAGGACGGGGCCUUCACUCAGAGCUGCGUGAGGACGGCAGCGGUGCUGGCGCUCUCCAAGCUCAUGUGCGUCAGCAGCAAGUACUGCGAGGAGAACCUCCAGCUCCUCUUCUCCAUCAUGAUCGCCUCCCCAGACCCCCAGGUUCGCUCCAACAUCGUCGUCGCCCUCGGCGACUUGACGUUCCGCUGGACCAACUUGACGGAGCCCUGGAUGACUCACAUCUACGCCCUCCUCCGUGACCCGGAGGUGAAGGUGCGACACAACACGCUGACUGUCCUCACCCACCUCGUCCUCAACGACAUGGUCAAAGUGCGGGGGCAGAUCAGCGAGAUGGCGCUGUGCCUGGAGGACGGGGACGAGCGGAUCGCAGAGAUGGCAAAGCUCUUCUUCUUCGAGUUCAGGCACAAGAACCAGGGCAUGCUGCUCUACAACCUCCUGCCCGACAUGAUCGGGAGGCUGUCGGCUGCCCAGCUGGAGGAAGCGAAGUUCCGCCGCAUCAUCCGCUUUGUCUUCUCCUUCAUCGACAAGGCAAAGCAGACGGACGGACUCGUGGACAAGUUCUGUCAGCGCUUCCGUGCCACGGACGAUCAGCGGCAGUGGCGAGACAUCGCCUUCUGCUUGUCGAACCUUAACUUCUCCGAGAAAGGAGUCAAACGGCUCUGCGAGGAGUCAAACUUCAAGGCGUUUGCUGACAAGCUCUUCGAUGAGGACAUCAGCGCGUCCUUCGCUCUCAUCGUCUCCAAGGCUCGCAAGCUGCCGAAGGCCGGGGAAGGGAAGUGA